Molecule: messenger RNA, 898 nt
Organism: Capsella rubella
Lineage: Eukaryota; Viridiplantae; Streptophyta; Magnoliopsida; Brassicales; Brassicaceae
Product: nifU-like protein 2, chloroplastic
Exons: 4
Coding region: 55-744 (229 amino acids)
Biological process (GO): iron-sulfur cluster assembly
Cellular component (GO): mitochondrion; chloroplast stroma
Molecular function (GO): iron-sulfur cluster binding; iron ion binding
Source: RefSeq, a predicted model, not a curated record
AAAUAUCAUCUCCGAGUUUAGCUUUUUUUUUUUUUUUUCGAGCGGAGGAGAGAUAUGCAAUUGAUGGCGCUAAACACGGCGGCCAUUUCCAUGGCGCCGCCACAAGCUUUAGAUCCUUCUCCGUCCUCCUCCUCUUUCCUUCAGAGCUUGAGCUCGCGACGGGCUUUUGUUCUCGUACCUAGAACUCGACGGGGAUUAUCAUCUAGGUCUCUCUCUACUCGACAGCUUUUCCGACGAUCCAAAGUUGUAAAGGCGGUGGCAACGCCAGACCCAAUCUUGGAAGUACCCCUCACUGAGGAAAAUGUUGAAAGCGUUUUGGACGAAAUCAGACCAUACCUUAUGUCUGAUGGUGGUAAUGUGGCGUUACAUGAGAUCGAUGGAAAUAUUGUGCGAGUUAAGCUGCAGGGAGCUUGCGGGUCAUGCCCAAGUUCUACUAUGACAAUGAAGAUGGGUAUUGAGCGUCGCCUAAUGGAAAAGAUCCCUGAAAUUGUGGCUGUGGAAGCAGUUCCAGAUGAAGAGACUGGCCUUGAAUUGAAUGAGGAAAAUAUUGAAAAGGUACUUGAAGAAAUCAGGCCAUACUUGAUCGGAACAGCAGAUGGGUCGCUUGAUCUGGUGGAAAUCGAAGAUCCCAUAGUAAAGAUAAGAAUCACAGGACCUGCUGCUGGAGUCAUGACAGUUCGAGUAGCAGUCACUCAGAAACUCAGAGAGAAGAUCCCAUCAAUCGCAGCUGUUCAACUUAUAUAGAAAAACAAACUCUUUCUUGUAUGUUCCUUUCUUUGUAUUAGCAGCUCCUUUUGUAUAGUGUUGUUGUGCAUACAUAGAUACUGACUGUGUUUAACAUUUGAUAUUUUUGUACCCAAAUAAGUUUUGAACAUUUCUUGGUCAACUUAAUAAACCA